AUGUUUUCAACUCUGGGUGGAGUAAAGAAAAGGGAACCUGUCUUUACAUUUAAAAGGAAAAUAUUUUUUCCACUAGUUGACGAGUCUCUAAAGAAGCCUUUAACACAAGAGCAUGACAAACAAUUAAAUUUGAAUGGACAUACCAAAUUAAUAACAACAAUAUCUGCUAUUCAAUCUUCUAUUUCACCUUCAUCAUCAUCGUCAUCAUCAUCAUCAUCAUCCACUGCAUCUUCUACUUCUGCAACUCUAUUUGAACUCCCUAAGAUUACUACUACAAAUAGUCAAAGAAAUAUUCAUACCAAAACUUGUCAGCCAAAGCAAGAAGAAAAAAAAGAUGAGGAACGAAUAACAAAAGGUGAAGACGAUACUAUAUUUGAUUUUCCAGAUUCUUUAGACAAUUUCUCUGAAGUAAAAGUGAUGGUUGCAUCUACAAGGACUAUACCAGAAACACCGAAGCUAACAAGGAAACGAUCAAAGUCAAAAGAUAAAACACAAACAGUAAAUAUACCUAAAUCAACUGGAAAUAAUAUGACCUAUAACAAUAAGAAAAGAGCAGUAGCUAAUCAAAAAAAUUCACUUGCGCAUAAUAAUAGUCAUGAUUUCUUAGAAACCUCCUUUAUAGAUAAUUAUAAUCGACAACAACAAGUGCAACCAUUUGAUAUAUUUGCAUUUGAUCCUGACCCUAUCUCACAUAUAACAUACAAUAUGAAUGCACAAGCUGCUGCUGCUACUUCUACUGCCUUUGCUCUUCCUUCUUCUUCCAGUACCUUUAUGCCUACAACAUCCUUUCAACAAAAUUACUAUUUUAAUACAACUUACAAUAAUGCAACUAUUUAUAAUAAUAAUAACCAGUUGUCAUCUUAUUUACAACAAUCCUAUAAUAUGAAUACUCCCACUCCAUUAGUAAAUAAUAGCUAUAACACAUUAUCUAUCAAUAGCUUAUUAAAUGACUCAACUAAUCAUGCUACUACUGUUCAGUAUGAUAAUCAAAUCAAAAGGGCAACAGCAGACAAGAAACGCAAAAAGUUAAACCUAGUAGCUCAUCUUAAAGCAGCCAACGGAGAAAAAGAAAAUCAUGACAAAACAUCAUUAUUAAAUAAAGAGUUUGAUUUCUUAUCUGACGAAGAUGAUAUACCAGAGCAACCAAAACAAAAUGAAAAGACUUUACAAGAUAGAAUAUUGAAUCAAAAGAAACUAUUCAAAGAAGACCUCGAUAUCAGCCUUUAAAUAAGGUUAAUGUCAGAGUGACGUUUCAAAAAUCUACUACUAAACACAAUUCAACUUCUUAA
Molecule: messenger RNA, 1289 nt
Organism: Cokeromyces recurvatus
Lineage: Eukaryota; Fungi; Mucoromycota; Mucoromycetes; Mucorales; Mucoraceae
Exons: 3
Coding region: 1-1227 (408 amino acids)
Source: RefSeq, a predicted model, not a curated record